Molecule: messenger RNA, 1224 nt
Organism: Cyphellophora europaea CBS 101466
Lineage: Eukaryota; Fungi; Ascomycota; Eurotiomycetes; Chaetothyriales; Cyphellophoraceae
Product: biotin synthase
Exons: 2
Coding region: 1-1224 (407 amino acids)
Biological process (GO): biotin biosynthetic process
Cellular component (GO): mitochondrion
Molecular function (GO): 2 iron, 2 sulfur cluster binding; biotin synthase activity
Source: RefSeq, a predicted model, not a curated record
AUGGAAGUUGCACUAGGCCGGGUGGUGACCCGGCAGGGUCCCCGCCAGCUUUUAACCCUUCGGACCUACAGUACUGUCCGGGACGUACCUCGUCCUGCAGGCAGCUUCACCGAUGCCGCUCCCCCAGCUGCCCCGCGUAGCACAUCUGUCUUUGACGACGCCGUAGCUGCCACCGGCCCUCGACACAACUGGACGAAGGAAGAGAUCUCCCAGAUACAUCAGACUCCGUUGAUGGAGCUUGCUUUUGCUGCUGGUACCGUGCACCGACGCUUCCACAAACCUUCUGCUGUCCAACUAUGCACUCUCAUGAACAUCAAGACUGGCGGCUGUACCGAAGACUGCUCUUACUGUGCACAAUCAUCGCGCUACAAGACCGGCCUGCAAGCCACCAAAUUGUCCACUGUUGAGUCUGUCAUGGAAGCCGCGAAGGUGGCUAAAGCAAAUGGUUCCAACCGCUUCUGCAUGGGCGCUGCCUGGAGAGACAUGCGGGGACGGUCAAGAGGCAUGAAGAACAUUGUCGACAUGGUCAAGGGAGUACGUUCUCUCGGUAUGGAGGCAUGUGUUACGCUUGGUAUGGUCGACAAGGAGCAAGCUCAGAUGCUCAAAGAAGCUGGCCUGACCGCUUACAACCACAAUCUCGAUACCUCGAGAGAACAUUACCCCAAAAUCAUCAGCACCCGAAGCUACGACGAGCGCUUACAGACCAUUGAGAACGUACGUGAAGCCGGCAUCCACGUCUGUAGUGGCGGCAUUCUCGGUCUUGGAGAGACUCCCAAAACCGAUCACGUUGGUUUGAUUCAUACUCUCGCAACCCUCCCGGGUCAUCCCGAGUCUUUCCCCGUCAACAAACUUGUUCCCAUCAAAGGCACGCCCAUGUUCGGCGAGGAGCCUACCAAGCUGGAAGAUCUCGUCCGCUGCAUUGCCACGGCUCGUCUGGUCAUGCCAGCGACCAUCAUUCGGCUAGCCGCAGGUCGCGUGACCAUGCCCGAAAGUGAGCAGAUGAUGUGCUUCAUGGCUGGAGCCAAUGCCAUCUUCACCGGCGAGAAGAUGUUGACCACUGACUGCAAUGGCUGGGAUGAGGACAAGGCAAUGUUCGAGCGUUGGGGCAUGGAACCAAUGCAGACCGAGGCGAGCAAGAUUGUGGCCGAGCCGCAAAUGGAGGCCAGGAGUUUCACUCAUCUGAGAGGCGAAGUGAAGUCCGGUGAUGCCGAGAUCAGUGCAUGA